AUGAAUAAAAGAAAACAAUCACUAACAGCUUUUAUGAAAUUAAUGAAUUACAAUUAUCUCAACAAGGUCGGAUUUUAUAUACAUAUCAGCCCCCUCAAUAUGCAAAGGUCCCAUUUAUUCAUGUAUACAUAUCAGCCCAUGCCCACUCAACUUGGGAAGGUCCUAUCUAUAUACAUAUCAGCCCCCUCAAUAUGCAAAGGUCCCAUUUAUUCAUGUAUACAUAUCAGCCCAUGCCCACUCAACUUGGGAAGGUCCUAUCUAUAUACAUAUCAGCCCCCUCAAUAUGCAAAGGUCCCAUUUAUUCAUGUAUACAUAUCAGCCCCCUCAACUUGCAAAGAUCCCAUUUAUACAUGUAUACAUAUAAGCCCCCUUAACUUGCAAAGCCCCAUUUAUACAUGUAUGCAUAUCAGCCCCUUCAACUUGCAAAGUCCCAUUUAUACAUGUAUACAUAUCAGCCCCUUCAACUUGCAAAGCCCCAUUUAUACAUGUAUACAUAUCAGCCCCCUCAUCUUGCAAAGCCCCAUGUAUACAUGUAUACAUAUCAGCCCCUUCAACUUGCAAAGCCCCAUUUAUACAUGUAUACAUAUCAGCCCCUUCAACUUGCAAAGGUCCCAUUUAUACAUGUAUACAUAUCAGCCCCUUCAACUUGCAAAGAUCCCAUUUAUACAUGUAUACAUAUCAGCCCCUUCAACUUGCAAAGAUCCCAUUUAUACAUGUAUACAUAUCAGCCCCUUCAACUUGCAAAGAUCCCAUUUAUACAUGUAUACAUAUCAGCCCCUUCAACUUGCAAAGGUCCCAUUUAUACAUGUAUACAUAUCAGCCCCUUCAUCUUGCAAAGCCCCAUUUAUACAUGUAUACAUAUCAGCCCCUUCAACUUGCAAAGGUCCCAUUUAUACAUGUAUACAUAUCAGUCCAUCUUUUAAAACAAUCAAACAUGAGAUGCAAAUCAUGCAAUCAAUGAAAUACCUCAAACAUAAGUAA
Messenger RNA from Mya arenaria, 981 nucleotides. RefSeq lists its product as uncharacterized. Lineage: Eukaryota; Metazoa; Mollusca; Bivalvia; Myida; Myidae. The coding region runs from base 1 to 981 and encodes 326 amino acids. The record is from RefSeq and is a predicted model, not a curated record. The transcript is spliced from 2 exons.